Molecule: messenger RNA, 4152 nt
Organism: Pseudonaja textilis
Lineage: Eukaryota; Metazoa; Chordata; Lepidosauria; Squamata; Elapidae
Gene: TBC1D2B
Product: TBC1 domain family member 2B
Biological process (GO): regulation of GTPase activity
Molecular function (GO): GTPase activator activity; small GTPase binding
Source: RefSeq, a predicted model, not a curated record
GCGGCGGCGGGCGGGCCGCGGCUUUGCGGCUACCUGCAGAGGCUCUCCGGGAAGGGCCCGUUGCGGGCUUUCCGCAGCCGCUGGUUCGCCUUCGACGCGCGGCGCUGCGAGCUCUGCUACUACCGGAGCCCGCGGGAGGCGCAGCCGCUGGGCCGCCUGGAGCUGGCCCACGCCGCCUUCCGCCUGCACGACCCGCCCGCGCCCGGCCCGGGCCCCGCGCCGCAGCCGGCCGAGGAGGAGCGGCGCCAGGAAGACGGCGCGCCCGGCACCGCCUUCGAGGUGCACGGCCCCGGCGGCGACGUGGCCGUCCUGCGGGCCGCCACGCACCAGGACAUGAUGUACUGGCUGCAGGAGCUCCAGCAGAAGAGGUGGGAGUAUUGCCACGCUCCCGAUGCUGCCAAGUGCUACGGCCGGACGUCGCCCACCCCGGCCGGGUGCUCCAGGGGCCUGGUGGCCAAAGACAGUCCCGAUUCCACGGCGCUGCCUGCAAAUGCUUCGGCGGAGAAAGCCCGCCACGUCCUCGCCGUCGAGAUCGCCCCCACGGAGCUGGUGGGGGAGCAAGCCGCCUGCCUGCCCGCUCCGGGCCACCCCGGCCCCAUCAACUUCUCCCUGAGGCAGCUGGGCACCGAGAUCAGGAAUUCCGUGUCUUCCUUGAGAACCGGAAAAGGGAGCGGCGAGAACCGCAGGAGCGUCUUUUACACCGAAGAAUGGGAAAUGCUGGACCCCUCCCCCAAAGACCUGCAGGAGUCGGCAGCCCAGGAAGAAAGGCGGAGGCUGGCAGCCGAGCCCAGCAAAGGUGGGACCGGCCUGACCUUCCCCUUUGAUUUCGGCCGCCUCCCCCACAAGGCCAGGCGUCCCUCCUCGAAGGACCCCAUGGCUUCUGGCAAAGGCCGGGGCAGCCCGGAGGCCUCCCCUCUGGAGUGGAACGGAGGCCGGCCGGCUGCAGAGAUGCAGCUGAGGUUGCAGAGGCAGCAGGAGAACCUGGAGCAGCUGAAGACGGAGCUGGCCAGCCAGAAGGAACUGGUGCGGCUCCUGCAGCAGACCGUCCGCUCCUCCCAGUACGACCGGUACCUAGCGGGGCCCCUCUGCGACGGGAGCGCCAAGGGCCACUUGGAGCUGCUUCACCAGAAAGACCACCAGAUUCUGGGCCUCAACCACCAGCUGGAGAAGCUGAGCCUGGAGAAGGAGCACUUGCAGCAGGAGGUGGCCAGCCUGAAGGCCUCGCUGGGGGAGCUGGGCGAGCGGCUGGAGAUGCUGAUGGAGACCAUCCAGGCGAAGGACGAGGUGAUCGUGAAGCUCUCCAGGGAGCUGAGCGAGGGCGAGUCCUCCUGGCAAGGCGCCCCAGCCGACCCCUCCCCGCCCGGCAGCAAGGAGCAGCAGGAGCUCAGCAGGCUGAAGGACAGCCUGCAGGGCUACAAGACCCAGAACAAGUUUUUGAACAAGGAGAUCCUGGAGCUUUCUGCUUUACGGAGGAACGCCGAGAACCGGGAGAAGGCGCUGAGGGCAGAGCACACCAGCCUGGAAGCCCGGAUGUGCCAGGUGGAGAGCAGGUACCUGGUUCUGCUGCAGGAGAGGAAGGCGCCGGUGUGCCUGGAGGAGCCCAGCCCCAACGGCGACCUGGUGGCCCGGCUCUUGGAAGACGCCCUGGAGGUGGACAGCGGUGAGCUGCCCGAACAGGCUUACUUCAAGCCCCACAUGGUCAGCGAGUACGAUGUCUACGGGUUCCAGACGGUCCCGGAGGACGAGGCGGAGGAGGAGAGGCUGGAGGCGAAGGUGCGGGCCCUGGACCUGAAGUCCUUGUCCCUCACGGAGCACCAGGAGAUGUCCACGGGCGUGAAGUGGGAGAACUUCCUGGCUGCCACCGCGAACAGGGAGAUGGUCCGGACGGUGGAGCUGAAGAACCUCGUCCGGGCCGGGGUCCCCCAUGAGCACCGUUGCCAGAUCUGGAAGUGGUGCGUUGGGCACCAUGUGAAGAAGAUCAAGGAGAAGAAGCCGCCCAACCACUUCCAGGAGCUGCUGCAGGGCUCGCUGAAGAAGCAGAACCCGGCCUCCAAGCAGAUCGAGCUGGACCUCCUGCGGACAAUGCCCAACAACAAGCACUACGCCUCACCCGCCUCCGAGGGCAUCCAGAAGCUGCGGAACGUCCUGGUGGCUUUCUCGUGGCAUAACCCGGAGAUCGGCUAUUGCCAGGGGCUCAACAGGCUGGCGGCCAUCGCUCUCCUCUACCUGGAGCAGGAAGACGCCUUCUGGUGCCUGGUGGCCAUCGUGGAGGUCUUCAUGCCCCGGGACUAUUACACGAAAACUCUGCUUGGCUCUCAGGUGGACCAACGGGUCUUCAAGGACCUGAUGAACGAGAAGCUGCCCCGGCUGCACGCCCACUUUGAGCAGCACCGGGUGGACUUCUCGCUUAUCACCUUCAACUGGUUCUUGGUCGUCUUCGUGGACAGCGUGGUCAGCGACCUCCUCUUCAAAAUAUGGGAUUCCUUUCUCUACGAGGGACCAAAGGUGAUCUUCCGCUUCGCUCUGGCGCUCUUCAAGUACAGAGAGGAGGAGAUCUUAAAGCUCCAGGACUCCACGUCCAUCUUCAAGUACCUGCGGUCCUUCACUCGCACAGUCCUGGAUGCCAGGAAGCUGAUGGGCAUCGCCUUCAGGGACCUCAACCCCUUCCCCCUGCGCCAGAUCAGGAACCGGAGGGCCUUCCACCAGGAGAAGGUGCGCCUGGAGCUGCUGGAGCUGGAGGCCAUGCGCGAGGACUUCCUGCGCGAACGAGAGACCGACCCAGAGAAAAGGGACCUGAUCAGCGAGGAUGAGGAAGACAGCUGAAGGGACCCCGGAGGACCCCUCCCGCCAGGGGAGUGGGCUUCUUCCUCAGGGCAGGACCUCGUGGGGAUCCCGCCUUUCGCAACAGGGGCGGCUCCUGCUUAUGUACCCGGCAGCACUUCAGGCUUCCUUCCAGUGGCGCAGCUGGGCUGGGCGUGCUCCCUCCUUCCUUUCAAGGCCUCCGAAGUGCCUCCAGGCGUAACGCUGAAAGGCCCGCCGCCAUUUCAUACCAAAUCCUCGGCCUUUAAAUUGUGCCCUUUGGGAGACACGGUCCUCGUCUCGUCUUUCUUUGAGAAAGGAACCAAGUGGUGAUGCUUCAUCGGACGCUGGCGGCUUCAAAGACAUUCCGCGGGGCCCCUGGGAAGCCGCAGAGGACCCGGGGGUCGCACUGGGGGGUUCCGGAUGGCUGCCGUCCCCCUUCUGGGCUGGGGUCCCCGUCUCUGCUGGAACCAGCCGGGCUCCCAGGAAGGGCUCCUUUAAGGGGCCAGUCUUCUCUGCAGGAGGGCCAGCCCCAUCGUCGCCCGGCUGCGUGUCUCUCUGGUGCCGGCCUCCCCGGUCCUCCUGGGGAGGGGCUGAGGUUGAGCGGAGGAGACGAGGAGGCAAAACCCAGCCGCGUUUCUCUUGGGGAGCCGGGACAAUUCAUCCCAGAAGGAUCUAGUCGUUCCGCCUUCCCUCCAUGGAGCUUUUGUUCUGUAAUACCUGCCCCCCAACCCGGAGGCCUUCCUUGGGGAAGAGAUGGGGAGGCCGUGCAGCCAGGAGCUCUGCCUCCCUCCAGCCAGGACUUGCCUGCUCACGGCCAGGCCCACGCCGCUUUGGGGGCAAAGAAGGCGCCCCACAGCCCAGGGUCGGUUUGGGAAAGGCAGGACCCAGGUCCGCCGUGGGCGUCUGAAUACCUUGAAUCCUAGUCUAAUGCCCUAAUCCGCGGCUGCAACGGGGGAAUCCCUCCCCGGUGGAGUUUUGGCCGACUUGUGGCUCCCUGGAUCAACGUUGGUGUCCUCGGCUGUUGUGCCAGCCAGUCCAGUGGGUUUCCUCUGCGGGGGGGCUAUGUGGGGUGCCCCAGGUUGUGUGACGCAAGGGUUCCUCUCCCUGCGUUCCUCCCCACGGAGCCCAACGGGCUGGACACCUUCAUCACCCAGAGGCCUCCCAGAUAGUCAGCACGGGGGCGGGAGACCGCCACACACGGCCCCAACACACAGCCCGGUGGCACUUGGAGCUGGGUGGAUGCCAACGCCUGGAAUUUCUCUGCUGGCUGGGAAGCUCCGAAUGUCCAAAUAUUCAGGUCUCAAUUCCGGCUGCCAGCUUUCCCUUCCUUUUUAUAAAGAACCCCAAACU